UAAAGCGCUGAGUUGUACGUUUUUUAUCAACACUAGGCUGUGUGCCCCAUGAUUCGGCAAGAAUACUUCCUUGUUAGUCCAUUGACUAAACGUAAACUAAUUUCUGUGUAUUUGUCUGAUAUAGAAAGCCAGGGACAAGGCAAAGGAUUUAUAAGCUUCCGUUUUCAAAGUUUUUAAUCAUAUCCAAAAUGGCGGAGAAGAAAAUCUCUCUCCUCCAUGCUCUUGAGAACAAUAGCCUGCCAAAAGUUUUCAAGAUGACGGAGGGAAGUUUGCAAAUUCCAAAAUGGAAGACGUUUAAGGCUGGUGAAUGUUUUGUUGUUUUUUCGUGUGAAAAGCAAGUGAUUGUCAAGGAUUGCAUAGCAUCGAAUUUGUCCCGAGAUUUAAAACAGAACCUGGGGUUCAUACCUUGGGACACCUCGGAACUCUUCUAUGAUAUUCAUUGUCUGGGGAAAACUUACAAUGAAGUCGAAAUGUUAAUUAAAGAAUUUCCAAGGUAUAUUAUUCCAGCCUCGGAUGUAUUUGCAAUUUGUGAGAAAGAUGGAGAAUGUGAAAGCAUCCGAGUAGAAAAGAAAAGUUUGUUGGAAGUGAAGGAAAUUCGGGAGUACAAAGGAAAUUUCUCUGGAAAGUCUGGAGAGGACUAUACAAAUGCACAAGAACUACAUGGCGAAAUGUUGUGUUGUUCUGUCAAAGAGGGUCCAAAGUCUGGUCUUGAAAUUGUCUUGCCCAAUGCUAUAAGGUGUGUGAUGGAAAUUAUUCAAGACACUGAAAAAUAUACAAUGCAGGAUAUUGUCGAACGUUUCAACUUGCCUAGGAAAGUGAAAUUCUGCAACCGAAAAAUUGAUCAACAUUUAAUAGCCACUCAAAAGUUUCAAAAUGAAAUUUUUGCGUCUUCUCUUUCGAACAAAAUGCUUUUUCUUGCGGACCUAGGAAAGUGCAAUUUAGUGUGUGUUGAUAAUUUCGUGCAGGAGUGCUCGAAUGUUGUUUGCGAGCUUCUGGAAAAUUUAGACCUGACCUCCGUAUAUGUGGAGGUUUUAGAAAACUCGGUUGAGGAGAUAGACACAUUCUGUCCUUUUUAUGUGGUUCCUGAGGCGUCAUUGUUCAAUGAUACCCAAACGUACGUUAUUAAAGGAAUUGAAAAGAAACGAGAGAUAAAAGCUAAUGAAGGAUCUAACCUUGAUACUGGCCGAUCAGCCCAUGCAGGCAUUGAUGAAGAAUACAUCGAACUUUGGAAACCAUCUUCUCCCAAGCCACCUCAAACCAGCGAAAAAGAGGGAACCAGCAGUGAAGAGGCACAUCCUGCCCAGCCUCCAAGAGUUUCUAGUCCUGUAACUCACAGUGCACAUCCGCCAAGAGGAGCAAGUCCGACACCAGAUAUAGCACUCCCGCCCCGAGUGCAUAGUCCUAACAUUCCUCCGCGAACAAAAGAGAAAUGCAGAACGAUGCCCGUCGCGGCCAUUAAGGUCAGUGAGCCGGUUGUUUCAGUUCCGCCGAGGUCAAUGUCCCUUCCGACGGAUUCACUUAAUCCUUCUGUUGAAGCAGCCGAGAACUCUUUAGAGAAGUUAGGUGUAGAGGCAUUGUGCCAUCUGUUGAGAGAAUACAAGCUGGAUAAACUAGCAGACGUUUGUAAGGAGGAGAAGGUUGAUGGGACUUUUAUCGCAUGCUUGACUGAGGAUGACCUCAGAGAUGAACCCUUCUGUCUGGGAAAUUUCCAAAUUAAGAAACUCAACAAACUCAAAAGCGGUUGGAGAGCUACCUAAGAUAGGAAGGCCUAUCUGUAGUCAGUUUUAGUUAACAUUUUUGAAAAAUUGGAUUUUACAUGUGAAUUACAAAUAUAUAGAUAACCUGAACCAGAGGUUCAAGUAGAACAUCCUCUUUGAUUGAUGUUUGUGCGUUUCGGUUUAUCUUUUGAGCUUUGAAACUCAAAACCUAGCUAUUUGCCCAACUACUUCAAUUUAUCAUCGAAGCGACAACUCCUUGCUCGAACAAGGGGAAUUUGAUUUAGCACAGCUGCCAACUGAGAAAAAAUAUCAAAUACAUUUAUAUGUAUAAAGCGUAAAGGCCAAAAAGUCUCGUUAUUUGAAUCCCGGUCAUUUUUGUUAAAUAUGUAUUUUUGUUCAUAGAUGGACAUGUUGAUUGCAGAUCUAUGUGUAUGUAUAAUUGCGUUAAUUUUAAGGUGCCUCUACUUGUUUAAUUUUACGUAAAUGUAUUUAAUUAUUGUUAUAUAUGUUUUGUUGAUUAUUAAUAUAAAAGAAAAUAACGAA
Molecule: messenger RNA, 2261 nt
Organism: Saccostrea cuccullata (small rock oyster)
Lineage: Eukaryota; Metazoa; Mollusca; Bivalvia; Ostreida; Ostreidae
Exons: 2
Coding region: 189-1757 (522 amino acids)
Source: RefSeq, a predicted model, not a curated record